Pogoniulus pusillus (Red-fronted tinkerbird) is the source of this 2906-nucleotide messenger RNA. RefSeq names its product SH3 domain binding protein 1 (gene SH3BP1). The coding region runs from base 423 to 2426 and encodes 667 amino acids. The record is from RefSeq and is a predicted model, not a curated record. Gene Ontology annotation, biological process: signal transduction; positive regulation of GTPase activity; regulation of Rac protein signal transduction. NCBI's taxonomy places the organism in Eukaryota, Metazoa, Chordata, Aves, Piciformes, Lybiidae. Gene Ontology annotation, molecular function: GTPase activator activity; protein binding. The transcript has 18 exons. Gene Ontology annotation, cellular component: cytosol; intracellular anatomical structure; cytoplasm.
GCGGCGUGUGCUUGUCCUGCCUUGUUACGUGUUUGCUGUAAUAAUAUUUCCCCUUUAAGGCUGGGCUGAAGUUAUUUAUACUUGUGGGGUGGUGACAGGAACACAGAGCGGAGCAGGAGCCCUGAACUGCUCUUACCUGAUCUGCAGCAAAGGGGUGGACAGGAGGAAGGAAGCUCAGAAGAGGAGAAGAAGCAAGUGAAAGGAGUCCGAGAGGGGAAGAGAAAGCAGAGAGGGUACCCCUGGAGAGGACUGAGGGAGAGCAGCAGCCAGAGUGACAGAAAAAGGGGGAACAAGAGAAGGAGGAAGGAGAGGAGCAAAGAGGGAGAAGUCCUCAGGGAAAAGCAAGGGGCAGAGCAGCCAAAGGGUGCUACGUGGGCACAGCCAAGCGGAGCAGCUCUGGUGGCCCCUUCCCGGCUCUGAAGAUGAUGAAGAGGCAGUUCAAUCGGAUGCGGCAGCAGCUGUCCCAUCCCAACAUCAGCAGCCGAGCCCAAGAAGCAACUGAGCUCCUGCCAGAAGAUCUGGUGCAGAUCGAACAGAGGAUCGAGCCAGCCAAGCGAGCAGCUCACAGCGUGUCCAAGAGGCUCCAAGCCUGCCUGCAGGGGCAAUGUGGCGCUGAGAUGGACAAGCGAGUGAAGAAGCUGCCCUUGAUGGCUCUGUCCACGACGAUGGCUGAGAGCUUCAAGGAACUGGACACAGAGUCUAGCCUCGGGAAAGCCCUGGAGAUGGGCUGCUGCAUAGAGAGCUCACUGGCCAAAAUCCUGGCUGAGUUUGAGAUCACCCUGGAGCACGAUGUCCUGCAGCCACUCAACAAACUUAGCGAGGAGGAACUUCCCAUCAUCCUGAAGCGCAAGAAGACCCUCCAGAAGUUGAUUUCUGACUGGAACGCCAUCAAAAGCAGGCUGAACCAAGCUGCCAAGAACUCCAGUAACAGUGUUGGCACUGGUGCUGGCCCUGGGGCAUCUUCUGCUGCCAACAAACUGGAGAUCUUGAAGGAAGAGGAAGAGGAGGUGAAGAGGAAGGUGGAGCAGUGCAAGGAUGAGUACAUGGCUGACCUCUACCACUUCUCCACCAAAGAGGACAGCUAUGCCAGCCACUUCAUCAAACUGCUGGAAAUCCAAGCCCAGUACCACCGGCAGUCCCUGGGAUACCUGGACUCUGCUCUGGCAGAACUGAAGGAAAGCCACAGCCAGACAGAGCCCUCUGCCACUGCAGACAGCUCAGUGGCAGGGUACUAUGGUGUACCUCUAGAGACACACCUCAAGAGCUUGGGCCGGGAGAUCGCACUGCCCAUUGAAGCCUGUGUCAUGAUGCUGCUGGCCUCUGGCAUGAGGGAGGAGGGACUCUUCCGGCUGGCAGCGGGUGCCUCUGUGCUGAGGAAGCUGAAGAGCAGCUUAGCCAGUGGCUCCAACGCUCUGGAGGAGUUUUACUCAGACCCCCACGCUGUGGCUGGUGCACUGAAAUCCUACCUGCGGGAGCUGCCACAGCCUUUGAUGACCUUUGAGCUCUAUAAUGAAUGGGUCAAAGUGGCCAGCUUAAAGGAUGCUGACAGCCGUGUACAAAGCCUGCGAGACACCUGCAGCCACCUGCCCCGGGACAGCUACAACAAUCUGAGGUAUCUGAUCAAGUUCUUAGCCAAGCUGGCUGAACACCAGGAGGUGAAUAAAAUGACCCCCAGUAACAUUGCCAUCGUGCUGGGCCCCAACCUCCUGUGGUCACAGCAGAGCACAGGAGAUUCUGUGCAACUGGACUUGGCCUCAGUUUCCUCCAUCCAGGUGGUCAGUGUGGUGGAAGCCCUCAUCCAGAACGCAGACACUCUCUUCCCUGGAGAGACUGACUUCAACGUCUCGGGCAUGUUUAUGCCACCUGCAAACUGUGGACAUGGUGAGGCCACCCUUGUGGAAGAACUGUCCCCUGAGCCCCCUCCAACUGGCACUCCUACUCUCCUGGAUGGAGAGGUCACCUUGAAGGACCCUGAGGCCAAAUCCCAGCCUGUAUCUCUAGCAGUGACCAGACCAUCUCUUGAAGCCACAGGACCACCAGCUCUGCAGAAAACUGAUGACAGCACCCACAAAGGCAAGCGCCCAGCUCCAGCCCGACCCAUGAUGCCACCACCCACGGCCCAGCCUCGGAGCACAGUUCCUGCCCCAGCAGCCCCUGAGCACACAACCAGCCCCAAAGCCCGGCCACGACGGACAGCUGGGCUGCCCAGCCGAGCCCCUUCUGUCCCACCACCGCUGCCUCCCCAGCCAGCACGGCGCCUGAGCCGAGAGGCUCCGGCCUCCCCUCGGCCUCCCACUAGCGAGGUCGAUGUGGUGGCUGCUGCGGACUGUGCCCUGAGAGACACGGAUGAGGGACAGCCACUGCCUUCAGGAGAAAGGAGCCCCCCAGCCACACCACCACCAGCAGCACAGCCUCUGGAGAACUGAGCAGGGUGGGGGGGCACAGAAGCACCGCAGGGCCAGGAAGAUGGAGUCCAGUGCCCUUCUGGAACCCAGCAGGCACUGUGGAUGCACUGGAGUGGCAUGAAGGACAACACACCCCUCCACCUUUUCUAUCUUGCUCUGCCUGACUCCUCUCGCUCUCCCAUACCCACAGAGCCUUCUUCUUGCACCAUCAGUCCCUCUGCCAGGGUCUGCCCACUCCUACGGGACGCAGGUUCCUGUCCAGAAUCCCUCUCCCGCGGGUCAGCCACCCCUUCAGGUCCCCAUGGGGUCCCAGAGGGUAGGAAGAGGUGACACAGGGCAGUGAAUUCUGGGGUGGCAUGGGCAGCUCGGCCCAAUGGGGCUGUUUGCAGGCUCAGAGCCACAAACCCAGCCUUUUCCGCCCCACUUUGCCUUAAAACGUGCGCCCUCCGGAAUACAUGGGCACAGGCAGAAAUAAGCAAAUAAAUACGUUUUGCAACUUAA